AUGUCAUUUAGUACGCUGUCGGCAGAAAACUUGUCAAAAAACAUAAAAAAAAGUUAUUUUCAGCACAGAAAGAUUCAAAGCUAUGUUCCUGUUCCAGCUAGACCUUCUAUUUCUACGUUUAUAGAGUUGACAAAGCCCCGUUUGACAUUUCUUGUAGUGCUUUCGGCAAUGUCGUCAUAUGCACUUGCACCGUUUCCAUCAGCCUCUAUGUCAACACUUAUUUUUCUUACAUUUGGGACAACAUUAUGUUCUUCUUCAGCAAAUGCUUUUAAUAUGUUAAUUGAAUCAGCAUUUGAUGCACAAAUGUCUCGAACACGUUCUCGUCCGCUUGUUCGUGGUAUUAUUUCACUUCCAACUGUUUUUUCAUUUGUAUGUGUAACAGGUUUUCUUGGAAUUUUUUUUCUUGCAUGGGGUGUUAAUGGAACAACGGCACUUUUGGGUAUUACAAAUAUUUUCCUCUAUGCAGGAGUUUAUACACCGCUUAAACGUAUCUCUAUCAUAAAUACAUGGGUAGGCGCUAUAGUUGGGGCACUACCUCCUCUUAUGGGGUGGUCAGCGAGUUCUAAUGGAGACCUUUUUAGUCAUUUAGGUGGAUGGGUCCUUGCAGGCAUUCUUUAUGCAUGGCAGUUUCCUCAUUUUAAUUCUCUUUCAUGGAACAUUCGUCAGGAAUACGCACGUGCAGGCUAUCAUAUGACGUGUAUUAUAAAUCCAAGUCUCAAUGCACGAGUAUCUUUACGAUAUAGUCUUUUAUGUUUUCUUCUUUGCUGGGCAUUGCCUGUCACCGGCCUGGUGGAUUCCUUCUACUUUUUUGAUAGCAGUGUUAUAAAUAUGUUUAUGACAGUCUACGCAUGGAAAUUCUAUCGGCAUCAAAACGAGAAAAAUGCUCGAGAAUUAUUUUUUGCGAGCCUUAUUCAUCUUCCUUGCAUUUUUUUACUUGCAUUAAUUCACAAAAUAGUCAUGAUAUGGCCCAAAAAAGAAAAUAAAAUCCAAUGUAAAAAUUCCAUACCAUAG
Pneumocystis jirovecii RU7 is the source of this 1011-nucleotide messenger RNA. Its product is annotated as protoheme IX farnesyltransferase. Gene Ontology annotation, molecular function: protoheme IX farnesyltransferase activity. Lineage: Eukaryota; Fungi; Ascomycota; Pneumocystomycetes; Pneumocystales; Pneumocystaceae. Gene Ontology annotation, cellular component: mitochondrion; mitochondrial membrane. Gene Ontology annotation, biological process: heme biosynthetic process. The record is from RefSeq and is a predicted model, not a curated record. The transcript has a single exon. Bases 1 to 1011 code for a protein of 336 amino acids.